Messenger RNA from Salvelinus fontinalis (brook trout), 3106 nucleotides. RefSeq names its product V-type proton ATPase subunit H-like. Gene Ontology annotation, biological process: proton transmembrane transport. Gene Ontology annotation, cellular component: lysosomal membrane; vacuolar proton-transporting V-type ATPase, V1 domain. The transcript has 14 exons. The coding region runs from base 132 to 1583 and encodes 483 amino acids. Gene Ontology annotation, molecular function: proton-transporting ATPase activity, rotational mechanism. Lineage: Eukaryota; Metazoa; Chordata; Actinopteri; Salmoniformes; Salmonidae. The record is from RefSeq and is a predicted model, not a curated record.
GAAGCCGCUUCCUACUGGCUCGUGACAUGUACGACACCAUCACAUGAUAGGUGUCUCGUGACGUCGUCUUGUAGUUUGUCAGCUGACAGGGAAUUAUUUGUUGUAGUCCAGAGUGGAACAGGUGAAUCAAGAUGGAUAUCCGCGGGGCGGUGGACGCCGCAGUGCCCACUAACAUCAUCGCUGCCAAGGCUGCGGAGGUCAGAGCCAACAAGGUCAACUGGCAGUCAUACCUACAGGGCCAGAUGAUCUCUGCCGAGGACUGUGAGUUCAUUAAGAAGUUUGAAGUGGCUGAUUCUGAGGGGAAACAGACCAUCCUCACCAACGAAGGGCAUCAGUGUGCCAGGACGUUCCUGAACCUGAUGGCUCACAUCUCUAAGGAGCAGACUGUCCAGUACAUCCUCACCCUAAUUGAUGAUACCCUGCAGGAGAACCACCAGAGGGUGAACAUCUUCUUUGACUACGCCAAGAAGACGAAGAACACUGCCUGGUCCUAUUUUCUUCCCAUGCUCAACCGCCAGGACCUGUUUACCGUCCACAUGGCGGCCAGGAUCAUCGCUAAGCUAGCAGCCUGGGGUCGUGACCUGAUGGAGGGAAGUGACCUCAACUACUACUUCACCUGGAUCAAGACCCAGCUCAGCUCCCAGAAGCUUCAUGGUACAGGUCCAGACUCCACAGGACAUGGCACUAUAUCCCCCAGUGACAGCUCCCAGUAUGUGCAGUGUGUGGCAGGCUGCCUCCAGCUGAUGCUGAGGGUCAAUGAGUACAGGUUUGCCUGGGUGGAGGCUGAUGGGGUUAACUGCAUCACGGCUGUGCUGAGUAACAAGUGUGGUUUCCAGCUGCAGUACCAGAUGGGUUUCUGUGUGUGGCUGCUGGCCUUCAGCUCUCAGCUCUGUGAGCAGCUACGCCGUUACAACGUGGUGCCGGCCCUGUCUGACAUCCUGCAGGAGUCUGUCAAGGAGAAGGUCACCCGCAUCAUACUGGCUGCCUUCAGGAACCUGUUGGAGAAGUCAGCGGAGAGGGAAACCCAUCAGGAGUACGCCCUGGCCAUGAUCCAGUGUAAGGUUCUGAAGCAGCUGGAGAAUCUGGACCAGCAGAAGUAUGACGAUGAGGAUAUCACUGAAGACCUCAAGUUCCUGCUGGAGAGGCUUGGGGAGAGCGUUCAGGACCUCAGUUCGUUUGAUGAGUAUAGUUCGGAGCUGAAGUCCGGUCGCCUGGAGUGGAGCCCGGUCCACAAGUCAGAGAAGUUCUGGCGUGAGAAUGCCGUCCGCCUCAACGAGAAGAACUACGAACUCCUCAAGAUCCUUACUCGGCUGUUGGAGGUAUCUGAUGAUCCUCAGGUUAUUGCUGUAGCUGCUCACGAUGUUGGAGAAUACGUCAGACACUACCCUCGGGGGAAACGGGUGAUCGAGCAGCUUGGAGGUAAACAGCUGGUGAUGAACCACAUGCACCAUGAAGAUCAGCUGGUCCGCUACAACGCCCUGCUGGCCGUUCAGAAACUCAUGGUCCACAACUGGGAGUACCUGGGAAAGCAGCUCCAGUCGUCUGACCAGCAGCAGCAACAGGCUGUGGCCGUUAGGACCUGAACUCUAACCCCUGACAACAGGCCAUGGCCGCCAGAAGCUCUAACCCCUGACCCCUGCAUGAAACCUACUGGGUGUCUGGGUCAUACAGACAUGUAGUGGGCUGUCUGAGUGUGUUACUGGCUGUCUGCGUGUGUUACUGGCUGUCUGCGUGUGUUACUGGCUGGCUGAGUGUGUGUCGUCCAAUGAAAUUAACAGUCCAGUUUAUGUCAUGAUGAGUUAAAAGGUGUGGCUCUAAUUACCUGUCCACUCUCCUGUUCUCUUCUCCUCUGUUCUCUACCCUUCUGUUGUCUCCUCUGGUCUCAUCUCCUUUCCUCUGCUCUCUUCUCCUCUGGUCUCUACCCUCCUGUUGUCUCAUCUACUCUCUUCUUCUCUGGUCUCUCUCUCUUCUCCUCUGGUCUCUCUCUCUUCUCCUCUGGUCUCUCUCUUCUUCUCUGGUCUCUCUCUUCUUCUCUGGUCUCUCUCUUCUUCUCUGGUCUCUCUCUUCUUCUCUGGUCUCUCUCUCUUCUUCUCUGGUCUCUCUCUCUUCUCCUCUGGUCUCUCUCUUCUUCUCUGGUCUCUCUCUCUUCUCCUCUGGUCUCUCUCUUCUUCUCCUCUGGUCUCUCUCUUCUUCUCCUCUGGUCUCUCUCUUCUUCUCCUCUGGUCUCUCUCUUCUUCUCCUCUGGUCUCUCUCUUCUUCUCUGGUCUCUCUCUUCUCCUCUGGUCUUUCUCUUCUCCUCUGGUCUCUCUCUUCUCCUCUGGUCUCUCUCUUCUUCUCUGGUCUCUCUCUUCUUCUCUGGUCUUUCUCUUCUUCUCUGGUCUCUCUCUUCUUCUCUGGUCUCUCUCUUCUUCUCUGGUCUCUCUCUUCUUCUCUGGUCUCUCUCUUCUUCUCUGGUCUCUCUCUUCUUCUCUGGUCUCUCUCUCUUCUCCUCUGGUCUCUCUCUCUUCUCCUCUGGUCUCUCUCUCUUCUCCUCUGGUCUCUCUCUCUUCUCCUCUGGUCUCUCUCUCUUCUCCUCUGGUCUCUCUCUCUUCUCCUCUGGUCUCUCUCUCUUCUCCUCUGGUCUCUCUCUCUUCUCCUCUGGUCUCUCUCUCUUCUCCUCUGGUCUCUCUCGCUUCUCCUCUGGUCUCUCUCUCUUCUCCUCUGGUCUCUCUCGCUUCUCCUCUGGUCUCUCUCGCUUCUCCUCUGGUCUCUCUCGCUUCUCCUCUGGUCUCUCUCGCUUCUCCUCUGGUCUCUCUCGCUUCUCCUCUGGUCUCUCUCGCUUCUCCUCUGGUCUCUCUCGCUUCUCCUCUGGUCUCUCUCGCUUCUCCUCUGGUCUCUCUCGCUUCUCCUCUGGUCUCUCUCGCUUCUCCUCUGGUCUCCUCUCUACUGACUGUAGCUUAAUUUCCUGCUUGUGGUUUAUUAAUGAUAUUAUGUGAAGUGUCCUCACAGCUAAGUGAUGUUAGUGAUUUGAAUAGUACUUGAUGUUGUGAUAAAUGUAAAAUUGAAGAAGUUACUUAUGUGUUAAACAUUAUGAGUAUGCAUUCCAAUAAAGUGUAAUCUAGAAGGA